This is a messenger RNA of Portunus trituberculatus (swimming crab), 2396 nucleotides long. RefSeq names its product ATP-dependent (S)-NAD(P)H-hydrate dehydratase-like (gene Naxd). Lineage: Eukaryota; Metazoa; Arthropoda; Malacostraca; Decapoda; Portunidae. The transcript is spliced from 2 exons. The record is from RefSeq and is a predicted model, not a curated record. Gene Ontology annotation, molecular function: ATP-dependent NAD(P)H-hydrate dehydratase activity. Gene Ontology annotation, biological process: metabolite repair. The coding region runs from base 186 to 1118 and encodes 310 amino acids.
GGGGAGGAGGUUUCUUGUAAGUGCCAGCUACCACUCUUCUCUUUCUCUCUCACACACUCACAUUCACUCUGUCUCUCUCCCUCUCUCUUUUUGCCUCUCUUCCCUCUCGACUCUCUUCCUCUCUACGGCAGCCCCAUCAAGUGUCUUCGCCCAAACAACACAGGUGUGUGGACGCGGUCCGCAGCAUGUCCGCUAACGGGCCGCAGAUACCGAGCCUGGCGGGCCUGGUGGCCGGGGUGGUGCCGCCUCUCACGCCCGCCGCCCACAAAGGCCAAGCAGGUCGAAUUGGCAUCAUGGGUGGCUCGCUUGAGUACACGGGGGCGCCCUUCUACUGUGCCAUGACGGCGCUACGUAUGGGCGCCGACUUGGCACACGUGUUCUGUCACCGCGACGCAGCCAUUCCUCUCAAGACGUACUCGCCUGAGCUGAUUGUACACCCGCUGCUUGACGCCGCCGAUCCCCUCACUGAACUGGAGGAGUGGCUGCCUCGCCUGCACGCCCUGGUGCUGGGCCCAGGCCUCGGCCGCCGCCCGCAGACCUUCGCCACGCUGGGCCACGUGCUGGAGGCCGCCAAGGACCGCCAACUGUUGUUGGUGCUGGAUGCCGACGCACUCUUCUACCUGAAUGAGAACUAUGACACAAUCCAAGGCUACUCCAACGCUCUGCUCACGCCCAACAAGGUGGAGUUUGCGAGACUGUACCGCGCCGUGAUGAAGGCUGACAUGCGUGCCGAGGGCGUCACGGCGGAGCACGUGCAGCAGGUGGCGACGCGGCUGGGCGUCACCAUCGCCUGCAAGGGAGCCGUAGAUAUCAUUGCCAGUGGGGACGGCGUGAUGCGCUGCGAGGUGGGGGGCUCCCCACGACGCUGCGGCGGCCAGGGCGACGUGCUGAGCGGCGCCGCGGCCAUCCUUCUGUACUGGGCGUAUGGCACCGCGGCCGCCACGCAGGAGCAGCCCAUCUACCCGCCCACGGUGCUGGCAGGCUGGGGCGCGUGUGCCCUCACCCGCCGCGCAGCCAGCCUUGCCUUCAGCCAGCGGGGACGCGGCACUCUCACCACAGACAUGCUGCCCUGCAUCCCCCAGGCCUUCAACUCACUCUUCGAGGGCAAGACCAAGUGAUGCAAUUCCACGCCCCACAAUAGCCCCCGACCCAGCUUCCGCUGGGACAGGAGGCACUCCCUUCCCUUCCUCCAGGGUACAGCGGACCCUGUCUCACUCUGGGUUAGUGACCACGGCUGCGGCGCACGUUGCCUUCAGCCACUGAGUAAGGUAAGGCAGUGGCAGUAAUGCAAUACAUUUUCUGUGUUCUCUGGACUGUUGUCUUUCCCUCAUACACAUCACGAGUCUGCGUCACCAAUGUGCUCCCACGCUGGUGCUACCGCGCUGGCUGGCGCUGCUCAUGUUAGUAUGUUAUGUUCCUGCCCUCUGGUCAUAAUGUGUGGUAAUUCCCUGACACCUUGUUUGUCUGUUUUAUUUUUUAUUGUGGGUAAAACUUCCAUUGCGCCUCGGCCAUUUUGGGAUGAAUGUUAAGUGAUCACACACACACACACACACACACAGACACACACACAAAAUUUAUCCCAGUCCUCCAUAAACAAAGAUAAUAAUAAGCAUAUUUAUUUAUCAAUAUAAAGGAGUACAUACAUCUUGUUCAGCACCUACAUACGUCAUAUAUCAGGAAAAAUAGCUAUUGUAUAAAUAUUUUACAUACAGUACGUAUUUGCAGGUCUUGAAAUGUAUAGUUGUCAAGAAUUGUCAAAUGUAUACCAAGGAGAACAUCUUUUUCUCAUAAAUUUGUAUUAUUUUGUGCAUCACCAUCUUUCUGUACAGCCGUCUGACCACCACCUGUGUAGCCUCAAACAGUGACGGUGUGUAUGGUGGUGACAGGAAGGGUGAGGGUGUGACACCACCAAACUGUGACCACUGCCCGCUAAGUAACCACUCUCAAUAAAGGGCUUAGUGAUAGCACACAGUCUGGCUAAUUCCCAAGCAAGUCAAACCCAUCUGUGUUCAUCUGGACUCAAACCUGACUUACUGCUUGCCUUAUAGUGUGACAGCUGCCUCACAGAACCUAUACUGUGCAACCUGCUACCAUCAUUAAAACUGUCCAUGGAAGUUCUUGUCUACAUGCAAGAAAUACAACAAUUUAAUAACAACUAUGAAUAACAACAAAGUGCAUAGCAACCUUAGAGGCACAUGACAAUGCACUACACACACACACACACACACACACACACACACACACACACACACACACACACACACACACACACACACUUUUGAUAUUGUGGUAUCUUAGUAUGUACUGUUAGCAUAUUCUUAUCUUUAAAAAUUUUCCUUCAUAUUGUUGGUAUGUAAGUCAUUAAAGGUUUCCUUUUAAAUAAAAAAUGUAAGUCA